Molecule: messenger RNA, 750 nt
Organism: Cordyceps fumosorosea ARSEF 2679
Lineage: Eukaryota; Fungi; Ascomycota; Sordariomycetes; Hypocreales; Cordycipitaceae
Product: ABC1 domain containing protein
Exons: 1
Coding region: 1-750 (249 amino acids)
Source: RefSeq, a predicted model, not a curated record
AUGCACCAGCAGCCAAGAGAUCGAUCCGAGGAGGAUUCCCUCUUCUCGCAAGGGAGACUUCAGGCUGCAGAGCUAGACCCAGAAGCCCUCGCCAUGGCUGCUCCCUCCGACCCUUUGGACGAUGUCUUUGGCGCAGACAACGAUGCCCAUCCCCAUGACGUCGCGCCUCCAGCGCCAGCGUCCACGCACCCGACGGACAUGAGCCGUCUGCAGGCCGAGCACAGCACCGCGGGCUACCGCGAAGGCGUGUCCGUCGCCAAGGAGGCGAGCAUCCAGCCGGGCUUCGACGAGGGCUUCAGCCUGGGCGCGACGAUCGGGCAGGCCGCCGGGCAUCUCCUCGGCCUCCUGGAGGGCAUCAGCGAGGCGCUGGCGCCCGCGGGCGGCGACGCGGCGGCCGAGGCGGAGCGGCUGCUGGGCCAGGCUCGCGAGGAGCUCAGCACCGGGUGUAUUUUUAGCCCUGACUACUGGGCCCCCGACGGGAACUGGACCUACCCGGUUGGGCCGACGGGCGGGCAGCAAAGGGAGACGGAGGAGGAGGAGGAGGAGGAGGGGGGGGUGCUGUUUCCUGACGUGGCGGCGGCGCACCCCUUGAUCAGGAAGUGGACUGGCGUGGUCGACGGGCAGGUGAAGCGGUGGAAUAUCCGGCUUGACAUCCUGCGCGACGAGACGGGCCCCAGGAUGGAAGUCAUCUCGGAUGAGCAGACCAAGUCGAGUCUCGUGCAAAAGACGAACAAGGCACUGGACUGGUGA